This is a messenger RNA of Phymastichus coffea, 7579 nucleotides long. RefSeq names its product mucin-4. The record is from RefSeq and is a predicted model, not a curated record. The transcript has 18 exons. NCBI's taxonomy places the organism in Eukaryota, Metazoa, Arthropoda, Insecta, Hymenoptera, Eulophidae. Bases 499 to 5715 code for a protein of 1738 amino acids. Gene Ontology annotation, cellular component: cytoplasm; nucleus.
ACUGCGACUGCCAAGAGAAACGCGUAACCUGCUGUAGUGGUACAAUACGGCGGAUAUACGACUAUUUGGACAGCGUGUGAAAAGUCAUUGACACCCUUCUAGGAGACAGCGACCCGGGCUGAAAAAAGUCUGCUGUUUUCGUUGCUCCGUUCGAUCUUCGAUCUGUCUGCGUGAUCGCAGCGUCGCAGUCGGGGGUCUGGGCUCGAGGACAGCAUUGUGAGAGAGAAAGAGAGAGACAGCACGUAGCGGCGGCGCCAUAUUUCGCCUGAGUCGCGCAGAGAAAUCGUGUUGUGAUAGCAUGUGCCGCACGGAUGGUGUUGCUGCCGACGUGCUGCUAGAGUUGGUGAACUAGGGCACGGGAUAGCAGCCUUGAGCCCAAGAAGGCCUGAGCACAGCAGAGGACUUCCUCGUGAAUUGUGACGUGACGAGCUAUAGCAGCAAGUGCCUGCAUCUCUGCUACUCUUCAGAGCAAGCUCUGCCCUGUGGUCGGCACGUAGAAUGAGCAGCGAGCAAAAUCCUGCAGCCUCCUCGGACAGCAGGCUACCGACAUUUCCCGCUCAAGCCAUGGGCGACGUUCUUGCUAAGGAGCACGCUGAUUAUUCGACCGAUCACAUUGUCCAGGUGCAAGCCGAGACAGCACCAUCGCAGCCGGCUCAGCCACCUCUCAUCACAACCGGUCCAUCUCCCGUGAAAUUGCUGGCCGGACUGACACCCCUUGACGAUGAUGAUUCUCGACCCGAGUCACCUGCUACGCAGAGCUCGGAAACUAAAGAGGACAGGUUGUCAACCGAGGUGGUGCUAAAUGAACAAAACUCUAUAGAGAAUGGUGAAGAUUCUGCGACAUCAGAUAAUGAUGACCAGUGUCAAACUGCCAGUACCACUACUGACGAUUUAUGUAAUUGCGAGGAUUGUAAUUGGAGGAAGAAAGAUCUGUCAUCUGAAGACUUACAGGAAAUGAUGAAGUUACGGCGGCUUGGGAUGGAUUUAAGACAGUACAUACGUUAUUCGUUCAAUUGGUACUUGGAAAAUCCUGGAUUUGCAAACCAUCUGCCUGUUCCCUUAAUACCUCAGGAACUUGAAAGUAGCAAUGCUAUUAAGAGUUUCACUGAACUUCAAGAAUCUGUAGCUUUACUGUGCGAUAGAAUUCCUUGCCACCUGUUUAUGUGGUUAGUGGGUCAAGCACAGGAGUUUGUGAUAGGUGUUAAAGUUCAAUUAUUAACUCUUUUAUAUGACAGAAGUAUUGAUAAUCUUGCAGAAGUUUUUUUAACAAAAUUAUUAGAUGGCUAUGAUGCAUUGUUAUCCACUGCUGUACAUAUUACGGAUUUAUUAGAACCCCUUCAAAAAGAACUCCUGAAUAAAGUCGAUUUAUCUUGGGAGCAAAUCAACAAAAGACUUUACCAAAAUUAUGUUUACAGUGACCCUCUGAUACAAAAUAAUUUGCCUCCAUUUAUAGGACAGUUAAGGAAACAUUUGUCAAUAAAAAGUUCAGAGUACCAUGACCUUGUUCAUCGAUACCUAGGAUUUGAUGAUGAAAUAACAAAAAUAGGACCUUUAUCUCCAGAAAUCGAACGUUUAAUUGACAAAUACAAUGCUGAGCAAGUAACAGGUUCAGUAAUGAAAAAAGUGAGAGAAGACUUUGAAAGAUUUAAAACAAGAUUAAAACAUGACGAAUCAAGUUCAACUACAGAUUUUACUAACAAGAGUUUUAUUGCAAAAGAAGAAGAAGAAGAAGACGAGGAGGAAGAAGAGAAGGAGGAAGACAGUGUUAAAACUGGCGUAAUAGAAGAAGUAUUAGAUAAUAAUUCAGAUUUUCAAUCCUGUUCAUUACCUAAUGCUAUUGAAAUUCAAAGCAUGUUUAAUGAUUGGAAAAAAUCUCCACAGCAGAGGCUAGCGGAUUUAGUUGAGGCAUUGACUUUGUCUACAGCCGACGAGGACAAGUCCAAUAUUAUGAAAGAAGGAAAAUGUUAUUCUGCUUCUGGAGAAAAAAUAGCAAAAGAUAACAUAAACCAAUCCGUUUCUUGUGAAAAAGAAUCUUGUAAUUGCAACUCGAUUGUUGGUUCCAUUGUAAAACAUGAGGUUACUCCUAGUUUAGUCAAUAAUAGCGCUAAAGAGGAUAUUAAUGAAUCUAACAAUGGAAAAGAUCCUACUUCGAUACCUCCAAAUUUAGAAAAGCAAAAUACUGACUGUUGUACAGAGCCUGUUAAAAAAAUAACAAUAACUGCUCAGUCAACGCAAAUUCAAACUAGGCACAGUACAACACAAACGACCAGCAUUAACCAUAGUCAAAACAAUUUGCAUCGUCAUCAUCAUCAAGGUAGAUGUUCUUCCCAUACUCAUUUGCAUGGAAAUUUGACCAAUGGUGUAAUUAAAUCCUUUGGUCCACAACGAACGCAUGUAGCUCAUAACAAUCAUCCAUCAGCAGCAGUAACUUGUCAUAAACAACAGCAUAUUGUCGAACAUAUUAAACGAUUAUCAACCAAUGAUUUGAGUCCUAGAGAAAAUGGUGACUAUUCAGAUUCAGCAAGUAGUCAUGAUGAUUGCUCAGCAACAAACAGUCCAACUCCGAGGGAUUCGAACCGCCACUGUGAUUGUUGUUAUUGUGAAGUAUUCGGACAUGGAGUGCCUUCUGUAGCUCCUGUUAGUCGUAAUUACAACGAAAUGCGAGAGAGGCUCCGGCAACUUCUGUCAAAGAAAAAGGCUAAAGUUUGCGUGUCAUCUUGUAAUACACGGCCAAAAAAUUCUGCAGAAGUGUCGUCAUCUUCUCCCUCGUUGUCAUCAUCUUCGUCAACGUCGUCGACGACAACAAACAUUGAUGCAACAACAUUGCCUAAUCCUGCUUCAAAAUCGUUACCACCGAUCGCGAAAAAUUCAAACGCCUUUGCAAUAACCGCGGCCAAAGUAAGCAAUGCCACUGCUACUGCUGUUCCUACUGUUGUACUCAAACCAAAAGAAGAGAAAUGGGAUUUGGAGGCUGCUGUUGAGUUUAUUGAAGGUAAUCAGAGUGGUAAAAAAAACACUAAAAAGGCUGAAAAGAAGGCUCGUCAGAAGCAGAAAAAGCUGGAGGAAAAAUUGAAAAAGGAUAAAGAAGAGGAAGAAAGGUUGAAAUUGAUAGAGUUACAAAAAAAAACACCUGAGGUAACAAUAACUGUAGUCAAUCCUCAAAAGCAAGGCUCUCAAAAAGCUAUGUCACAACAAAAAUUACCCGAAGUGUCGAUUUUGCCUGCCAAGUCGACGCCACAGUUCGCACUUUCCUCGAAGCUAGCUAAUUCAGCUAAGAAGAAAAAUAACGAAGUGGUUAGCAACACUAAUAAUAAAAAUGCUAGUAAAACUAAAACUACUCCGGUUGUAGCAGCUUCGGAAGGUGCGAAAAAGAAGACUGCUAGUGUAGACAAAAAUAAUGAAGUAUCUAACACGAUUAAUACCAAAUCGAAGACGACCGGAAAAAUUCAAACAAAUGAGGUUAUCACCCCGCCGCUCGUAGACUUUAGUAACUUGACGAAGAAAGAGAGAAAGAAAUUGAGACGAGAAAUGGAAAAACAGGAAGCGCUGAAAAAGGAGCUUGAUGGCAAACAGUCUGGAAACUCUUCAGAACAAUUGCAGAUCGUUACAAUUAAACGAAUAAUGGAGUCUAUCAAUUCUGAGCCAACUGUCACUAUCACGUUGAAGGGUCAAACGCCAGCUGAAGAUCGAGUUCUGUUUACCCUGGUUAAUGGUCAGACGAAAGACUCGUCCGGAGAUAAGCAGCAACAGUCGACUGGCAAAAAGAAGAAAAACAAGGCAAACAGUUCGGCCAGUCAACAACAGGUUCAAACUGCCAAUAAAUCUCAGCAGCCUACCAGCAGUACCAACAAUGUAAAAUCUGAAAUUGUUCAAAAGACGAAUUCAAAGGUUGCCAACUGUCAACAAACGAAUAAAUCUAAGACUGGAAAGCAGCAAGAAGAACCAAAACCUCGUCAACAGCCAACACUUACUGCUGCUGAAGUGAAAGCCACCAAUGCAAAGUCCAAGAAAGAUAAAAAGAAAAAUAAUAAUGAGAAUAAAGAAAAUAUUAAGCAACUCGUCAAUGAAAGUUCUCAAAAACAAGAAACUAAUUCAGUCAAUAAAAAAUCGAACAAGGCUGGUACGGCUCAAACAGUAGCCAAACAGCAACAACAGAUACAGCAAAACUCGAAUUCAAAUAACAAGAAUGCUAAAGUUACUAAAAGUCAAAGUCAAAGUCAAAAUCAGACUCAAGCUCAAAGCCAAAACCAGAAAAAAAACGUAAAUACCAAUCAAAUAAAUUCUAGUAAAACUAGCAAUAAUCAACAGAGUGGUACGUCAUCUAAAUCAGACAAUCAAAAGACACAAAAAGUGAGCCAAAACACGGUAAACAAACAAAAACAGAUCGCUGAAGUUGCUCAGAUACAAAGAAAAGAGCCCAUCGAUCCUUCCAUAAACAGGAAGUUAAAUAACGCACCAGCUACGAUCAGCAUUGAAAAUUUGAAACUUCCUCCUGGCAUAACUAUAACAAAAGUUGACGCACCAGCCAAACCUAUUUCCAUCAAAACGAACAGCGCUCCGAAACCUGCCAGCAGUGUGCCUAAACAGACGACAAUCAUCGCUGCACCGAUGAGCGGUAUCCAAGCAACGGGUUACGGCAAUCCUCAGGGUACUGGCAAUGUUAUCGUCGUUGAUACAGGCAGACUUAAGCAAGAUUUAAUGCCGAAGAACGCAGAUAAGGAUGCAAAUAAUCAAUCGAUGACUUCGAAGAAGAAGAAGAAAAAAAAGAAGAGCGCAAUCACAAGCAACGGCACUGAUAAAGUCAGCAGUCCCGCUCCCGGUAUGAGAAAUGUCUACGCCAAUGAUUAUCCGAGUAUCGAGCCAGCGCGAAUUCUACACAAUCCGUCUACAAACAUGGUGACUAUAAGAAAUCCAGCAUUCGGACCACCGCCUUCGAAAAUGGAAUCAUGCCCGAACCAAGCGGCUAUCAUUAAAGUUGGCGAUAAUGGCAUGGUGACCAUCCGUAGUCCGGCACUUCAGCAGGCUAUAAACAUGGGAUUAACACCGUCGCCGAAGCCCGAUUUCGUAGUCAAAGGAAGCGCCAACUCCCAUGAAUCUUCAAAACCCAUUCACAAUAAUUAUAUGAGCAGCAGCGAGUUGUCUGGCACUAUGAGAGGCUCCAAUGGGAUACCUGUGUCGACGGACCUGGCAGAGUUGCGCAGAAGACUGGCCCAGCCACCGGAGAAUGAUCGAAAUUCUUCAACGCUUUGUAACAAUGGCCUCUCCAGCAUUCAGAUCAGCAAAGUCACCAAUGGCCAAUCACCAAAUAUCCCUGAGAACGGUAUCAACUUGAAGGGCACAAGUGUGACGUUAACGAAGAUUCGAAACUCUGAAAUACCGCUUAAUCAACAACAACUUUUUGACGAGACUAAGGGGAAUGCCAUGAAUGGUAGUGUAACUACUAAAAGUCGCAAGAAGAAAAAACGCGGGAAUGGAGUCCGACAAGGCGGUGAUGACUGGAAUCUCGUUGAGAGCGUAUUCACGCCGAAAGACAUAGACCUCGAGGACGGCGAGAUGGACGACGCGGAGCGUGAACUCGAGGCGUUCAAGCGCUUCUGUCUGCAGUCUGUGCCACCACCACGCAAGGAGAAGGUCAACCUCAAUCUCAAGGACAUCGUCCUCAAGAAAAAAUCCUCGGCGGGCCAAGCCAACGCCCCCGUGCUCGCGGCUAUCUAAGCUUCGGACCGUUACUGGCAGCCACCUCCUAUUCGUCGACGGCCUUUUUUUCCUCUUCUAAGUUGUAUUAUCAUCGAGCUCACUUGAAUUUGCAAUUGUGCGCCGAGUUGCCUCCGUAUGCUCUCUAUUCCAGACGACAGACGACGAGGCUGCAACCCCCCUCAUCAACGAUCUUUUACUUUCCUAAUCUCCCUCCCUUCUCCUCUCUCUCUCUCUCUCUCUCCCUCUCCCUCUCCCUCUUUCUCUCUAUUCCUUCUCUCUUCCUUCCUCCCCUCUCUUCGACUCGUAGUUGUUUAAUGUAAACGUGUAACUGCCACAAAUGCGACAAAAGUUGCGUCUCUGUUAGGAAAAAAUCUAUCGAACCAUUUUGUAGAUUAUGGUUCUUCGACUAUUGUUUCAAUUGUAGAUACGCCACUGCACGUGCUAUUUAACGUCGCGAGAACACGAGUGUUUUUAUUAUCAGACGACAAAAGCGACUUUUGCUAUCUCUAAUACUGUUAUCACCGUGUACUACUGUGCGUAAAAGACGACAGAUAUACUUACUUUCAACAACUGUGUCUUAGACUGUGAGAUAGGCAUUUGUAAUUGUCAUACCUCAGCUGGAGGAGGACGGACCACUCUCAGAUCUGUAUUAUGAUCUACAGCGCAAGGAAAAUAAUGUUUUUGAGUGCUCAAAAGCCUCGAAACGUUGAAUUGUUGAGCACUAACUUGUACAUAUAAUUUGCAGAUUUUUAUGAGACGUAAGUUUUCUGAGCUUGAAAAUUUAUAAAAUUAGGCUACUUUUUAUGAACAUGCUUCAAAUUUUUUAAACAGUGUCCAACAGUUCAUACAAUAAUAACUUCAUUUGCGAAUACAUAUACGUGUAAAUCGGUGCACGUAGACGUAUACAUACUAUGCUACGUAACUCUGUGACGAUACGAGAAUUACUGUAACAGUGUAAAAAAUUUGCAAGUAUUUUUCAAGAUUAAAUAAACAUUUUGUCUACUUGAAAUAGUUUGCAAAAUGAUCGUGUGGCCUCUACGGAGCGACGAUGAUGAUAGCAGUCAUCAUCAUGAUUCACAUAGGCGACCUGCAAGUAUUUGAAAAAUAUACAUAUAUAUAUUUUUUUUCGAGAAUAACGGCGACGUUGAUUAUCGUUGCGACCGUCUCUUACGUGAAAGUAAAAAAUAUCGAAAAAACCUGUUUUUUGUAUUAAUCUUUUUUACUUUAGUUUCGAAACAACAUUGUAUGAUAUUUUGUUUAUUGUGAAAUAAAUGAAAGAAAUUGUUUAGGUGGUAAGAUGUGCGUGGUGAUGAUGACGAAACUGAUGAGACUUUAUAACCAGUCAUGUUCGCUUUCUACUUGUCGAAGAAAGUCAUGCGAUGUUAAGUUUGUAUUAAACGAAAAGUUGUCAUGAAGGCAAUUUAGGAGAGAAUAAAGUAAAUCCUGUAAAAUUCUUGACCAAUGAUCAGCUAUGUACGCGUACGUUGUUUGCACACAUACACGUAUACGCGUACAUAUACACAUAUACAUACACACACUUACACGUGACAAAUGAAUCAAUGAUACGCAGGGACAAAAGAGAAAAGCUCUAAGGAAAAAGAAAGACACGUACAGUAGUUGUAGCAGCAGCAGCAACAGCAGCAGCAGCGAGACUCGAUAAGAUGAGCGAAAAUGUGUAAAUUUUGUUCUUCUGGAAAAGAAAGGAAACUGUACUAAUAAAAUAUUUGUGGAGUUUUAAGGAAAGCUGACGAAUCCGCGGAUACGUAUUCGAGGAGAAACGUGGAAUACAACAUUGAUAAUUGUUGGCAUUUCAUAAUAGAUCUUAGUAAAAUAAAACUGUAUUAUAGCAUAGCUUUUCAUACAGAAAGAUACAUUUCGUGAA